Molecule: messenger RNA, 1551 nt
Organism: Colletotrichum chrysophilum
Lineage: Eukaryota; Fungi; Ascomycota; Sordariomycetes; Glomerellales; Glomerellaceae
Exons: 6
Coding region: 1-1551 (516 amino acids)
Molecular function (GO): monooxygenase activity; iron ion binding; heme binding
Source: RefSeq, a predicted model, not a curated record
AUGGCUGCCAUCUCUGACCUCCUGCAGGCCGCCCAAAGAGCCGUGCCCAGAGAGUCCAGCCCCACGCGUGCCGCCGCAAACUGCAUACUCGGGAUAUUUAUCCUGUGGUGGCUAUUCUCUACCGUGAAACAAUAUCUGCGCCUCCGGCACUUCAGAGGCCCACCCUUGGCAGCCUUCUCUAAACUGUGGCAUCUCAAGACUGUCUGGGGGCCGAAAGCGCAUCUCGACUUCUACGAUGUAGUCAAGAAAUAUGGCAACCUCGCCCGUGUUGGUCCCAAUGACCUUAUCAUGGAAGACCCAGAGCUGGUGAAGCGCGUCCUCGGUGCGCGGAGCACUUACCGCAGGGCGGAUUGGUACGAUGCGGUGCGCUUUCACCCCAACAAGAACAACGUCUUGUCGAUGAGGGAUGAAGACGAGCAUGCAAAACUUCGUGCCAAGAUGGCGGCUGGGUACAACGGCAAACACGUUCAAGACUUCGAGAAGAAGCUUGAUAACAACCUGUCAAACUUCUUCCGCCUUCUGGGGAGAUACGUCGAUGCCGGCCAGCCCUUUGACUUUGCUCGCAAGGUCCAGUACUUCACGUUGGACGUCAUUACGGACCUGGCUUUUGGGGACCCAAUGGGUUUCAUGGCGGAAGAUGGUGAUAUGUACGACUAUAUUGAGACAACGGAAAAGGCCAUGCCUUCCUUCAUUACACUCACCGUCUUCCCGUGGGUAGUAACGAGAAUAAUUUCCAACCCGCUCUUCAGAUCGGUGCUGCCUUCCGACAAGGAUAUAAUCGGGAUGGGAAAAGUCAUGGGCAUCGCGAAAAAGUACGCUGCUGAGCGCUUCGGCCCAGACAAGAAAGUCCAACGGGACAUGCUAGGUUCUUUCAUCGCUCACGGGAUGACCCAAGAAGAGGCAGAGUCUGAGAUUCUUCUCCAAGUCUUCGCCGGCUCCGACACAUCAGCAACAACAAUCCGCGCUACGAUCCUCCACGUAAUCACCAACCCCCGCGUUCUCAACCGUCUCCUCGCCGAAAUCGAUGCCGCUGCCCCGCACACCGCCCAGCCCGUGAUCGCCGACGCGGAGGCGCGCGCCUUGCCCUAUCUCCAAGCCGUCAUCAAGGAAGGCUUGCGCAUCUUCCAGCCGGCGGCGAGCUUCGCCGCCAAGGAGGCGCCGCCGGAGGGAGACGUCUGGAAGGGCACCUUCAUCCCCGGCGGCACGCGGAUCGGCUGGUCCGUGUGGGCUGUCCUCCGGCGCGAGGAGACAUGGGGGAAGGAUUCGGCAGAGUUCCGCCCUGAGCGCUGGAUUAUGGAGGCAGAUGGCGGGUCGUGCACAUCUGCGGAGAAGCUCCGUGAGAUGGAGGGGGUGUGGGAGCUCGUCUUUAGCUACGGACGGCACCAGUGUCUGGGGAAGCCUGUGGCGGUGAUGGAGUUGAACAAGGUGUUUUUCGAGCUUUUCCGUCGUUUCGAUUUCAGCAUCUGCUAUCCGCUGACGCCAUGGAAGACUGCCAACUGCGGUGUUCACCUGCAGUCGGAGAUGUGGAUGAGAGGUUACCGACGGGCAUAA